This is a messenger RNA of Chelonoidis abingdonii (Abingdon island giant tortoise), 1317 nucleotides long. Its product is annotated as folate receptor beta-like. Lineage: Eukaryota; Metazoa; Chordata; Testudines; Testudinidae. Gene Ontology annotation, molecular function: signaling receptor activity. The record is from RefSeq and is a predicted model, not a curated record. Gene Ontology annotation, cellular component: external side of plasma membrane.
AGAUGGCAGCACGGUGGGCUGUGCUGGCGCUCUUGGCUGCCUGCGUGGCCAGUGCUGCGAAGGAAUCUGUGCUCAACAUGUGCAUGGAUGCCAAGCACCACAAAACUGAGCCAGGCCCAGAGGAGGCACUGCAUGGCCAGUGUGUCCUGUGGAAAGACAACGCCUGCUGCACGGCCAACACCAGCAUGGAGGCUCACCAGGACCAGUCCUACCUGUACAACUUCAACUGGGACCACUGUGGGGUGAUGCCAGAGAAGUGCAAGCAGCACUUUAUCCAGGACACGUGUCUGUACGAGUGCUCGCCCAACCUGGGGCCCUGGAUCGACCAGGCAGAUACCAGCUGGCGCCAGGAGAGGAUCCUUAAUGUGCCGCUGUGCAAGGAGGACUGUGAGCUGUGGUGGGAGGACUGCCAGGACGCCAUCACUUGCAAAGAGAACUGGCACAAGGGCUGGAACUGGACUUCAGGGACCAACCGGUGCCCCCGUGGCUUCAUAUGCCAACCAUUCAAAUACGUCUUCCCCCGGCCAGCGGACCUGUGUGAGAAGAUCUGGUCCAACUCAUACAAAUACACCACGGAGCACCGGGGCAGUGGGCGCUGCAUCCAGAUGUGGUUCGACUCUGCCAACGGGAACCCCAACGUGGCCGUGGCCAAGUACUAUGCCCAGAACGGGAGAGACGCCUCUCCUACACCGCGGGCUGUCCUGCUGCUGCCGCCAGCUGCUCUCCUGUCCCUGCUCUGAGCAUCUGGAAGCUGCUAGUCCUCGGGUCUUGAAAUAGCAGGGCUUGGUGGCUGGCUGAAAGCACCCUAGCUAUGGCCUCUGACUCUAGGAGCUCCACUGGCUUAUACAGGAAAUAUUUCUUCUCUAGGCAUGGGGUGUGUUCACCCUGCGGCCCAGCCUUCGGCUCUGGCCGGCAGAUGAUUCAAGAUUCCAUCCGGCUGCUUCUAACCUGGACAAGACUCAACAGAACCAGAUUAUCCCCAUCCUCUCCUGCCUUUGAACGUCACUCACUCCAUGGUUUUAUUGUCUCAGUGUUCUCCUGCCACGCUCCUCUCUUCUAGCAGGCUCUGCGGGGAGAUCCCUCCAUGGACCGUGUCCCUGGGGAUCUGAGCUCUGUAACAUGCUGUGACUCAUUUGCUGGGUGCACUUCCUCUGUUGGGUAGCAGAGCCAGGCAGGUCCCCUCUAACGAUGGUGCCCGCAGUCAUCUGCAGGGCUGGCUUUAGGCCGAUUCGCCCGAUUCCUGUGAAUCAAGCCCCGCGCCUACCAGGGCACCACAGCAUCUGGAAGAGGGGCCCCGCAAGGUAAGGAAGGACCCUC